AUGUCUAACCCGAACCAAGACCCGUUCUACUCGUCCCCCUUUGGACCGUUCUACCGGAGGCACUCGCCCUACAUGGUCCAGCCAGAGUACCGGGUCUACGAGAUGAACAAGCGGCUGCAAGCGCGCACGGAGGUAGGCAAAAAGAGCGACACUAAUGCAAACGCCGAGGCUGGUUAUGUGGAAAGGACGUACAAGAACUGA
Messenger RNA from Knipowitschia caucasica, 201 nucleotides. The record is from the annotation of a GenBank genome assembly. Lineage: Eukaryota; Metazoa; Chordata; Actinopteri; Gobiiformes; Gobiidae.